Molecule: messenger RNA, 1635 nt
Organism: Auanema sp. JU1783
Lineage: Eukaryota; Metazoa; Nematoda; Chromadorea; Rhabditida; Rhabditidae
Source: the annotation of a GenBank genome assembly
AUGAUCUUCAGUGUGUGGAUUGGUUUCUCCUUUUUUUCAUUCGUCUUAUCAGAUGGCAAUGUAUUGGAUUUGAAGAUCCUCUCUACUUCAUGUACAAGUCGAAAUGGAUUGAAAUGUAUUUGUGAAUUAACAUUAAUGAAUUACGAGGAAGACGAACCCAAAAUAGCUCUGAAGAAUUGCUCAAGACAGGGUGAAUGGUCGGCGUGGUCGCCAUGGUCUGCAUGUCGAGAUAAUAGAGAACGACGUCGUCGGCUAUGUGAUCAACCAACUCCAAUAGGUGCUAACAGUUACUGCAAUGGGGAUGCUGUGGAAAUCAGAAAUUGUUCAUCUGAUGAACUACGCAUUCCUGAGUUUGUUUGGGGAACAUGGAGCGAUUGGAAUGAAUGGAGCGAAUGUUCAUGCUCUUCUAGAGUUGAAGAAGCUUCUCAAAGAGUUCGUUAUUGCUUAUCGGAAACAUGCGAAGGAUGUCCGAUCGAGUAUAGGCCAUGUAAAAACAAUUGUCCAAUUGUUAAAAAGUAUGGAGAAUGGUCUAAUUGGUUAACAGAAGGAGAUGUAAGACGUCGCUUUCGUGCUUUAGCAAGUUCAAAGUUCAUUAACGACAUUAAUGUUGAGAUGAAAACUGAGGAAAUGCCAUUUAAUGCUGAAAACAAUUCGUGGAGCGAUUGGGAUGUAAGACAUGGAGUUGCUGUUCGUUUUCGAGGAACUGACAAUAACACUGAGAUUCAACAUCAAUUAAUGUCAACGAUUCCUCGUCGUUGUGUUGAUGUCAGAUGGCUUUUACUUUCAAACGUAGCUUCAAUUCUCAUUGGCUUUUACGAAGAUCAAAGCAUUCGAAGACGACUUCGUUUUCAUUUGUGUGUUAACGUUUAUAAUACUCCUCCCAAUUCACCAUUUCAAAUGCGUUAUUGUCCGUCCCUUCUGCUGCUCCUCGUCAUGGGUGCUGUGAUUGUUGAAGCAGCAAAAAUGGAAGAGAUACUUCGAGAUCUCCAUAAUCAUAUAAAUCAACGUUCAAUGGCUCAUGGAAAUCUGAAAUCGUUCCGUCCGGGCUCGAAUGCAACCGAGGUUGUUUCUGCAACUAAGCAUAAGCAUCAUCAUCAUUCUCACUUCCCUUCACCCACCUUCCUCAAAAAAGUUAGUCCAGAAGCUCGUCGAGAAUUCUUCAGCAUUGUCAAAAAUCGUGAUAUCUCAAGAAUCGAAAUGAAGCAUCAACUGGAGGCAUGGGCGAAAAAACAGAAAGCAGAAAUUCAAACAGAUUUACAAAACUAUUUUGAGAAGCUGAAGAAGUUAGUUAAUGAGUGGCAUAAAGCCACUACGAAACUCAUUGAUGAGCUCCCAAAGGCUUAUGAAAAAGUUCACAGAAUUCUAGCUGAUCCCAACUUGACAUCUAACGAAGUUGAGCGAGAAAUCAAGGCAUUGCAGUUCAAACCAUCUCUUGCUCACGCACUUCGGUAUACAAUGUUCUUCGCAGUUCAUCCAAACAUAGAAGAUGAUGACGAAAUGCUGUCUGCCGCUAAAGGUGUUUUCACUCUAGAAGGAGGCUAUGAUUUUGGAAAAUCUUUGGAACAAAAAACCUUUUCUGUUUCUUCGACAUUCGAGAAGAGAACAAAAGCAGCUUUCACUGAUGAUGAGAUGUAG